AUGUCUGAUACAGAAACAGCACAAUCGGCCCAGAAGCUGAGCAAAAAGCAACUCAAAGCGCUUCGAUUUAAGGCGAAGACGUCGAACAAUGCCGCCGAAGAGUUGAAAACGGUUGAAGAAACCAAAGCGAAGGAGAUCGAAAACGCAAAGAAGAGAAAAGUUGAGGAGGAAGAGGCUGCAGCAGCUGCCGCUGCUGCUCCGAAGAAGAAGAGGAAAACCAGAAGGGGUAAGAAGCACAGAGGAGAGAGGGAGGGAGACAAUUCCGGGCCUCGGUUUAUCUUGUUUGUUGGGAACUUACCAUACAAAGUGACGGAGGAAGACAUCAACACGCAUUUCAAGAACUGCAAGCCGUCGUCGAUCAGGCUGAGAACGGACAAGGGCUGUGCGUUUGUGGAGUACAAAAACGCCGACUUGAAGGAGAGCAAGCGACAGAUGGACAUUGCUCUCCGUCUGCACAAGAGCACGUUGGGCGGGCGGAAGAUCAACGUCGAGCUCACGGCAGGCGGAGGCGGCAACUCGCAAGACCGCAAGGAGAAGAUCAAGGUGAAGAACGAGAAGCUUGAGGACGAGCGGACGAAGAGGACGGUUGCUGAGCGGGAGAAGAAGCGGAAGGCGGACGCUGCGAAGGAGAAGGAGGCUGGCGGAGAGAGUGAGCCUGCUGGAGAGGACGGGGUGCACCCAGACAGAGCCAAGCUUUUGCAGCUCGAGUGA
Pichia membranifaciens NRRL Y-2026 is the source of this 711-nucleotide messenger RNA. RefSeq lists its product as hypothetical. The transcript has a single exon. Bases 1 to 711 code for a protein of 236 amino acids. Gene Ontology annotation, molecular function: RNA binding. The record is from RefSeq and is a predicted model, not a curated record. Lineage: Eukaryota; Fungi; Ascomycota; Pichiomycetes; Pichiales; Pichiaceae.